GAUUUCUUCGUCUUUAAAACGUCACGCUCAAGCUGAAACGUGUCUCUCGUUUACGCUCUCUGUAGAAUCUAGUUGAUUUGUUUGGUACCGUCCGAGCGGAGAUCUAUGGCUGAGCACGCGGCGGAGCACGAAUCUCUUCUGGAGAAGAUCGUGGAUAAGGUGAAAGGUCACGAUUCCUCCUCCUCCUCUGAUUCCGAUGACGACAAGCCCUCGCCAGGCGAAGCCGUUACCGGCAAGAUUUUCAGGCUCUUCGGCAGAGAGAAACCUGUUCACAAGGUUCUUGGCGGUGGAAAACCUGCUGAUAUUUUCCUAUGGAGAAACAAGAAAAUCUCUGCAGGUGUGCUUGGUGGUGCCACUGCUAUGUGGAUUCUCUUUGAAUUACUUGAAUACCACUUACUUGCACUGGUCUGCCAUAUAUUGAUACUCGCUGUUGCUGUCCUUUUCUUGUUGGCUAAUGCAACCAAGUUUAUCAACAGGCCACCUCCUCAGAUUCCCGAUUUAAAAAUCCCUGAAAAACCUGUCUUGGAAUUUGCUUCUGCUCUGACAUAUGAAAUUAACCGAGGCUUGGCUAUCCUCGGAGAUAUUGCAUCUGGGAGAGAUCUGAAGAAAUUUCUUGGUGUCAUUGCUGGCUUGUGGGUUCUGUCAAUUGUGGGUAGUUGGUGCAACUUCCUGACCUUGUUCUACAUAUCCUUUGUUUUGCUUCACACUGUGCCCGUGAUUUACGAGAAAUACGAAGACCAGAUAGAUCCAUUUGCUGAGAAGGCUUUAAUGGAGAUCAAAAAGCAAUAUGCCGUCUUCGAUGCAAAGGUUUUGAGCAAAGUUUUGAGUAAAAUUCCUAAAGGUAAAUUGAAGGACAAGAAGAAGGCAUAGACAGAUGGAGACAAAUGUGGUGUUGUAGUUCGUUAUCCAUUAGAGUCUUUGGUUUUAAAAUAGUGUUUGAGUGCUCAAAAUUUAGACUAAAUAAUGAUAUCUAAAUUUAGUUUUGUCAUUUGUUUUAUUUCGGGGAUUGUCUUUAAUGAAGAAUCCAAGUGGUGUUGUCCA
This is a messenger RNA of Mangifera indica (mango), 1041 nucleotides long. Its product is annotated as reticulon-like protein B4. The record is from RefSeq and is a predicted model, not a curated record. Bases 106 to 870 code for a protein of 254 amino acids. The transcript is spliced from 5 exons. Lineage: Eukaryota; Viridiplantae; Streptophyta; Magnoliopsida; Sapindales; Anacardiaceae.